CCGGGAAACAAGCGAGGAACAAUCCUUCCUCCUCUCGAAUACCUUUUCCUGUUACGGCUAGAAGACAGCGUUCCCGGGCGUUGACAAUGCCUGCGAACCAAAACGGCACCUCAUUGCCAGACCACAUCACAUCAGCUCCUUUCGGGCCAUACUCCGUAUGUGACGAUAAAUCUUUUGGUCCAGAAACUAGCCCACUCAUAACGGAGUACGGAAUACUGUGUGAGAAAUAUUGGCAAGCCGGGACCGAUCUGUGAGCUCAAAUGCAGAGGGGGGCAGAACAGAGUGGAUUCAGAUCAUUGCUCACCAGCGUCUUGUUGGUACUGUAAUGCUUUCUGAACAACGGGAAUCUGCCUGCCAAGCGCAUUCAAGGGUGUGUACGCAGGAUUCGCAUUGAGGUGUGAGCGGGUUGAUUAAGCCUCAGAGUCCUCUCCGGUUCAGGGUGACUGUUGCAACUUAGGUACUCCAUAGGCCUGUGGAUGAGCCCUACAGUCUAGACAGCUUGUCAGAUUCUGUACUUUUCGGAGCAAGCUCAGAGAAUGUCCGUCAAGUCAGCCCCGACAAGUCCACCGAGAAGCAUACUGGCAGUGGUGACCGUGGGAAGAUGGAGUCACGCGUUCCCGAUACUGGAGGUGUGCCGAGUCCUUCACUCUCGUGGACAUGAGAUCCGGCUCGCGUGUUGCGAAGGUUCGCAGAGCACCAUGAUGGAAAAGUAUCCUUUCAUCUCUCGAGUCGAUGCAAUUGCGCGCUGCAUCACGCCCGUAGAGGACGAAGUCUACCACCAUCUCCUGGAGGACAGCGACGUCAGGGACAGCAAAGGCCGCGCGGACAUGCUCAAGGUCCUGCAAUUCAUGGAAGGCUUCUGGGUCGAGGCACACAGGUCUCUCGACGGCCUUGUCCAACAACACCAAGAUCGGCCUGACCUCAUAUUCGGCGAUGUUCUCGACCUCCAAGCCUGCAAGGACGUUGCGGACAGGUAUUCGAUCCCUCUGGCGACCAUGCAUCCUCAAGUCCCAUUCAACCUUGAAUCUCCCAGCUACAUGCCAGGCAUCCCCGGGUUCCAACUGGAAUGCCUCACCAGUGAGCACGCCUCGAUAUUGGAUCGAAUCUACGAGCAGGUGUUUGCCGUCAAGAUGCUCUUUUCACUUCGGCACCAUAUCUUAUGGCGCAGACGUCUACGUAGAGAAGCAGGGCUGCCAGCUGCAGGACUGGUCCGGAAGCCGAGUCAUCUGUACCUCAUCAACGCGUUUUUCGGCUUGGACGUGCCCAGGGCGUUGCCACCACUGGUGGUCCCGGUCGGACCGAUCCUCUACGAAGACUAUCCUGCUUUGGAUGCAGGGACGGCAAACUUUCUCAACUCGCAUCAGAAGGUGGUCUUCAUUGCUUUCGGCACUCAUGUGAGCAUGGGCGGUGAACGCUUCAUCAAGAUCGCCCGAGGCGUUCAGGCUGCUUUGGCGUCUGGACACGUCGAUGGCGUCCUGUGGGCCAUCAAGAGAGGAGGAAAGCAGGUCGACACCACCUUGGCUCUUGGGCCCGAGAUCCACGAAAUCUUGCAAGACGGUACUACUACUAGUAACACGCACUGGAGACUUCUGCCAUGGGCUCCUCAGCGCGCUAUCCUCGACCAUCCAUCCACCGUGGCCUUCAUCUCACAUUGCGGAUCCAGCUCGGUGUAUGAAAGUGUCUUUCACGGUGUCCCCGUACUGGGCAUGCCCAUCUUCAACGACCAGUUCAAACACGAAAAGUGUCUGCGUGCCGCAGGCGUUGGUCUGGGGCUUGACAAAAACAGCUUCACUCCCGCCGAACUAUGCGAUAAGCUUGCCACACUGGUCAACGACCCUGAUGGCACCGUCAAAAGGAACUGCGUAAGGCUGAAAAGGAUUGCUGCCAUCCAAAGUAAGAAAAAGACAUAUGCUGCUGAUCUGAUCGAGGAGUUGAUGUAUGACCAUGAGCUGAGAUCUGACUGGAAUGAGCACGACGAUGAGUGGAAGACGAGUGGACAAAGCGAGACGGACAGUUCGAGAAGGAGCAGACGUGAGCUCAGACCUGCACAUCUACAGACGGCUGACGCGAGGAUGUCAUUCUGGAAAGCUCAGAACUACGAUCUGCUUUUCGUAUAUGCCCUUGUUGUACUUGGUCCAGCGGUCGUUGUUCGCACUGCGUGGAAGCUGCUGUCACGCACAAUUUGAAGUAUUUGCUAUGUGCUCCAGGACUUGAAUAUGACAUAAACUCGAAUUUCAUGUCCUCGCUUAUCUCAUUCAUGC
Molecule: messenger RNA, 2261 nt
Organism: Exophiala xenobiotica
Lineage: Eukaryota; Fungi; Ascomycota; Eurotiomycetes; Chaetothyriales; Herpotrichiellaceae
Exons: 2
Coding region: 537-2186 (549 amino acids)
Molecular function (GO): UDP-glycosyltransferase activity
Source: RefSeq, a predicted model, not a curated record